GGAGUUUCAAAGCAACCAAGCGCUGUCACGUGCAACGGGAAGAGGUUGCAGCUGUCAUACUCACUCUUGCGCGUACUUCUAGAAGAUCAGCGGUAUACCACCUAGUUUCUUCUUCUUGAGGCUGGGACUUCGGGUGGUGUUUCCUUUUUUCCCUUUUUUUUUCCUGUUUUUCUUUGUCGCCGCAACACGUCGUGACGCACUUCACGUUGACUGUUGAUUUAGCCUUUCCAGCACACACUGGCUGUAUCAUCUACACACUGUUGUGUCAUUCGGUCCUCACCUACGUCGUCUCUUUUUUGUUCCUUCCCACGCGCACCCCGGACACUCUUCUCCCUGCGUGGUUCCUCCACCAUCAAAAGAAAAAGAAAAAUCAUUCUCAGCAUUUGCAUUGGACGGCUUUUCUCACGUCCUCUCGCCUCUUCGCCUUUCAAGUGCACGUGCUUUGAGAGUUGUCAUCCUUCAUCUUUUAUUGUUUCCUUUUCACGCGAGACACCCUGAUGGACUCGUUCGAGGAGUUCAACGACACGCUGCAGACGUGGCUCGCGGCGCAUCAGGUGCCAGAGCAGCUGCACCGUCGUCUGUACGAAAAGAUCGUAAACAGCAUGUUCGACUCCGGCAACCGAUUCGCACUGGCGCUUUGGCCGCGCGCCGACGCGGUGCUCGAUAGCGACGCGGAGGAGCAGGACGGUGCCGGCGCGAACGGCGCGGGAAGCGGCGCGGCUGUCCCGUCGUCCGUGCUGAGCUACCCGGGUUACUACCUCGUCGCCACCCACGACCUGCCGGCUGAGGACGACGUGUGGCUCGUGGACCACUGCUGCACCUUCCAGCUUCCCACGCUGCGCGAUGAGCUGCUGCGCAACGAGGCCCUGCGGACGCGCCUGGAGAAGAUUGCGCGGCAGGAGUGUGAGGCGCCAUCUCCAUUUGCCGAGGCAAGUGCGGAAGGAAAUGAAAGCCGUGUAGAUCAUCUGAUUGCGGGCCUGUGGCCCUACGUAGGGAGCUACGACCUGAUGAAUCCGCGCAACGACGACGUCGAGCCGCACUACUGGUUCGUACCCGAUGAGAUCGGCAGUGCUCUCUACACCACCUUCGACGACGAGGAGACAAACGUGAAGAUGGUGACGCUGCCCUUCUACUUCGCGUCGCAGCAGUGCGUCUUCUCCUUCUUCUGGAUCACGGCACCGGUGGAGGCUGGCACAGUGCUCGCCCGCCACCCGCACCACCGCUUCGAACCGUAUUGCGGAGAGGCGGUGUCGCGGGUGCUGUACGAGUCCUGGUCCGGUGAACCGCCCAAGGCGGAGGUGAUUCAGAAGUGCCGCGAGGCGUGGCAGAACCACUACCGCGAGCAGGCGUACGUCUCGGCGCAGCGGAGCGUGCAAAACCAACUGACGAGCGCCGCAAUGAUCGAACUGCGGCAGCAACAGCGAAGCGUCGUCGAGCCAACGUACGCCCCUCUGCGGCUCACGAUGUCAAAUGAAAGUGGUGACGGCCAGAGUCCAUCCGGAAAGCUGCCGGUGUACGUGAGUCACCGAGGCGUGGCUGGCGCGCUCAGUACGUCCGCUGCCUUUCAAGGGGACGCAGCUCCCUUUCAAAUGGUGUCCCUCCCCAGCGAGGCGGCGGUUGUGUGGAUGACGAAUCACGUCUUCCGCAGCAUGACCGACUUCAGCCACGCGAGCUUUGUGGUGCACUUGCCCGAGCACGAGCAGCUCACCAACGCACGCAACCUCGCCGCGCUGGAGCAGCACACAGUGGGCAAGACACCGCUUGUGCUGGAGCGGCUGGAUGGCGUCUCGCAGCUGUCCGAGCUGAUCGGGUGUGCCGUCGAGGAGGGCGUCGUGGGGGACUCCGUGUGGGAGCUGGUGGGCGAAGACGGGCGUCGUGUGUGGGGCCCAGUGACGCUGCACGGCUGGCCCCGCGUGCGGGAGAUGCUGCGCGUUGCAGAGGUGGGACCGCUGUGCCUUGUGCGUGCCAUCGACGCGGAGGCCCUGACGCUCUCGCCGGGCUCGCGCAUGCUCGUGCACGUUCCCCUCAUCGUGCGGUCCUGGCGUUCGGCGGAGACGGGGCUGGAGGCCUACGUGCAUGCAUACAACUGGGUCUCGCUUCUCCCCACCUCCGGCCCCAUCACCACCGCGGCGGAGUCCGCGUGCGAAUGCUGUUCCGCGGCGGCGUUGAAGGGCCAAUUGGCCGCGCUCACGAACUGCACAGACGUCUGGGAGAAGGAGGUGCUUCCCGUCGUCUCCCACACGCUGCGCGACGUCCUCGCCGCGGUGGCGCCGAUACAGGGCCUGGAGCACAGCCGCCUCGGUGCCGUACUGGACGCGCAGUUUCAGCUGGUGAUGUCGGGUGACGGGACCUCACCGGUGAUGCCGGUGCUCGUGGGCUUCAGCGAGCACCUGAACUACAACGUAGUGUUGCAGCAGUGUCCGUCAUUCUUCGCCGAUGCGCUGAAUACCUUGUGCUUCCGCGGUGUGCAGAACGUGCUGAAGCUAUAA
Messenger RNA from Leptomonas pyrrhocoris, 2489 nucleotides. RefSeq lists its product as hypothetical. The transcript has a single exon. Bases 498 to 2489 code for a protein of 663 amino acids. The record is from RefSeq and is a predicted model, not a curated record. Lineage: Eukaryota; Euglenozoa; Kinetoplastea; Trypanosomatida; Trypanosomatidae.